Molecule: messenger RNA, 5767 nt
Organism: Morone saxatilis (striped sea-bass)
Lineage: Eukaryota; Metazoa; Chordata; Actinopteri; Moronidae
Gene: ireb2
Product: iron-responsive element binding protein 2
Biological process (GO): citrate metabolic process; tricarboxylic acid cycle
Cellular component (GO): mitochondrion; cytosol
Molecular function (GO): 4 iron, 4 sulfur cluster binding; iron-responsive element binding; aconitate hydratase activity
Source: RefSeq, a predicted model, not a curated record
UUUUGUUUUUUGAGUCGGCUCACAUCAUACUCUAAAGACAAACGCCAGUUCUUUUGUUGAAGUAAGAAUACAGCAAUAUAAUAAUACUCCAUUACAAGUAAAAGUCCUGCAUCAGCUAAAUCGCGUCAUCUCUGGGUGGGCGUGGCCGCAGAUCCCUGCGCUCUGAUUGGUCGGCUGUGCGCUCAGUGCAGUGGUGAGGACGGGUCGUGUUGAUCUCAGAAGUCAUCAUGGCGCUCAGUUCCCCAGUCAAAGAGCACCCAUAUAGCCAUCUAACUGACACCCUGCAAGAUGGCAGGAUCAAGUUCUUCAAUCCACAGAAAUUAAAUGAUCCAAGAUACGACAAGCUGCCUCUGUCCAUCCGUGUCUUACUGGAGGCAGCAAUCCGUAACUGUGAUGGCUUUUACACAAAAGAGGAAGACGUCCAGAACAUACUGGACUGGCAGCAACAGCAGAAUAAAGCUGAGGUGCCGUUCUCUCCAGCGCGAGUCCUUCUCCAGGACUUCACUGGUAUUCCUGCCAUGGUGGACCUGGCAGCCAUGAGGGAUGCAGUGGCCAAACAUGGCAUGGACCCCAACCUGGUCAACCCUAAAUGCCCCACAGACCUCAUCGUAGACCACUCAUUACAGAUUGAUUAUAGCAAAUGUGCCAUACAGAAUGCUCCAAACCCGGGUGGAGGGGACGGCCCAAACCAGAGCCACGGCCCUUCACGAUCCACGCCCUCCAGGCCUCUGUCCAGAGGAGGCUCACAGUGUGGGGGCCAGCGGGGCUCCUGUAGUAAAACUGCCUGCAGCGACCCUCCAGCCUCCUCGGGUCGAUCUCCAGCGUCUGUCCAGCAGAUCGAGAAUACACCUCUCCUCUGCCCUUUCCACCUGAAGCCUGUGUCUGAAACUGAUACAGCUAUGAAGAAUCAGGAAAUGGAGCUGACCAGAAACAAAGAGAGGCUUCAGUUCUUUAAGUGGUGUUCAAAAGCAUUUAAGAAUGUGAACGUAGUUCCUCCGGACGUUGGUGCGGUCCACCAGGUGAAUCUGGAGUACCUGUCCAGAGUGAUUCAGGUCAGCGACGGUUUCAUCUACCCUGACAGUGUGGUGGGAACCGAUUCACACACCACCAUGAUAAAUGGCCUGGGCAUCCUGGGCUGGGGUGUUGGGGGAAUCGAGUCAGAAGCUGUGAUGCUGGGCCAGCCAGUGUCUCUGACCCUUCCUCAGGUGGUGGGCUGUAAACUGGUGGGCACCAUCAACCCCCUGACCACCUCCAUAGACAUCGUCCUCGGCAUCACAAAGCACUUGCGACAAGCUGGGAUCGCUGGGAAGUUUGUAGAGUUUUUUGGACCUGGCGUCUCCCAGCUCUCAGCUCCUGACCGAACCACCAUUGCCAACAUGUGCCCAGAGUACAACGCCACUGUCAGCUUCUUCCCUGUCGACCAGGUCACACUCAGGCACUUUAAAAAGACAAAUUUCACCCAGGAAAAACUUGAAUUGCUGGAGUCUUACAUGAAGGCUGUAAAACUUUUACGAAGCUAUGAAGAUCCCUCAGAAGACCCCGAGUAUUCUGAGGUGAUUGAGAUCAACCUGAGUUCCAUGGUGCCCUACGUGAGCGGACCCAAGAGGCCACAGGACAGAGUGGCAGUCAGCAGCAUGAAAGAAGACUUCCAGAGUUGUCUUGAUGAGAAGGUCGGCUUCAAAGGCUUCCACAUCUCUAAGGAGAAGCAGGACAUCCGGGUUCCUUUCCUGCACUGCGGUCAAGAGUAUCAGCUGGCCCACGGCUCGGUGGUCAUUGCUGCUGUUAUCAGCUGCACCAACAACUGCAACCCGUCGGUCAUGCUGACUGCAGGUCUACUGGCCAAGAAGGCUGUGGAGGCCGGGCUUGUCGUCAAGCCUUAUAUUCGGACCAGCCUGGCUCCUGGAAGUGGCAUGGUCACUCACUACCUCAAUACCAGUGGAGUCCUGCCGUACUUUAGCCAGCUGGGGUUCGAGGUGAUAGGUUAUGGCUGUGCCACCUGUGUAGGGAACACGGCUCCGUUACCAGAAACUGUCGUGGAUGCAAUUAAACAGGGAGACCUGGUGGCCUGCGGUGUUCUAUCUGGCAACAGGCACUUUGAAGGCCGCCUGUGUGACUGCGUGCGGGCAAACUACCUGGCCUCCCCUCCCCUGGUGGUGGCCUAUGCUCUUGCGGGCACUGUAGGAAUCGACUUUGAGAAGGAGCCUCUGGGUGUGACUUCAGAGGGGAAGGAGGUGUACCUCUGUGACAUCUGGCCGUCCAGGGAGGAGGUCCAACAGACUGAAGAGGACACAGUCAUCUCCUCCAUUUUUAAGGAUCUUAGAGGAAGGAUGGAGCAAGGGAACACAUUUUGGAACAACAUUGAAUGUCCAGAUUCUGUGGUUUUCCCCUGGGAUCAUAAGUCCACAUAUAUCCGUUCGCCGUCUUUCUUUAGCAAGUUGAGUAAAGAGGUGCCACCUCCUCAGUCGAUAGAGAACGCUCAUGUCUUACUGUUCCUCGGGGACAAAGUCACCACGGACCACAUCUCACCAGCCGGCAGCAUUGCCAGGGUCAGCGCCGCCGCCAAGUACCUGCAGAGCAAACGCCUGACACCGCGGGAGUUUAACUCGUAUGGCGCUCGCAGAGGGAACGACGCAGUGAUGACCAGAGGCACCUUCGCCAGCAUCAAGCUCCAAAAUCGAUUCAUCGGCAAACCGGGCCCUAAGACUUGGCACAUUCCUUCAGGCCAGACGUUGGAUGUCUUCGAGGCAGCCGAACGCUAUCAGAGAGACGGCAUUCCCCUCAUCAUCCUGGCAGGGAAAGACUACGGCUCUGGAAACUCCAGGGACUGGGUAGCCAAAGGACCAUACCUGCUGGGUGUACGUGCAGUCAUUGCUGAGAGCUUUGAGAAGCUGCACAAGAACCAGCUGGUGGGAAUGGGCAUCAUGCCGCUCCAGUUCUUGCCCGACCAGAAUGCGGACUCACUGGAGCUCAGCGGGAAGGAGAGGUUCACCAUCACCCUGCCAGACAGCCUGAGCCCGAGGCAGCAGCUCACUGUCAAGACUAGCGAAGGAAAGUCCUUCUUCGUCACCGCACUGUUUGACACCGAGAUGGACAUUAUCUUUUUCCGACACGGAGGGCACCUUAGAUACGUUGCUCGGACUUUGCUCUGAAACACCCCGCGACCCGGUCCCAAGCCUGCUGAAUGUGCCCGAGGUUCAUGAACAGCAGCCCUCAUCAUGUUACCUGUUUGUCUUCAGCAUGAAUGAAAAUCGGAGCAACGGGAAGGCUGACGAUUUGCCCGCUCGAGCUGGACGAACGUCUCCAGACUUUUCGGGAGUCGCGAAACGUCAGUUUUCAGUCCCGUUCCUGAACUGCUUCUCCAUCACUACACAUGGCUGUUUCAUUUUCAGCAGCAGCGUUUCUCCUCACAAGACAGUCAAAACAAGCAGAGGAAGCGGUGACAUUCACUCAGCAAGGAUAUUGUACCCUAGACGACCUUUGAACAUUGUUUCUUUUUGUGUGUUUUACUGUUGGAGAGUGCUGAGGGGGACAUUUCUUUCAUCGAGGACUUGAGCCGAGAGGAAAUGGAUCCUGCCAAGGAAGGCUAACAUGGUGCUAGGUACUACAGCAUGAAUACAUUGGUGUUUUUAGGGUGCAAUAUAGCCGUAUUUUCCCAAACAUCCAGGUAAAUUGUCUAAUUUUGUGAAUUGCAGAAAUUUGCAGAAUUGAUGUCAGUUGCCCAUAUUUCUUAUUGGGGCCAAACACUCUUGUGUAAAUUAAAGUUCUGUUAAUAUUUCUUUUAAUCAAAUUUGCCUUUUGCAAAAAGUACAAUUUUCUCCUUAUUCACUCAACUUUUAUUAUCAUGUGGAAAAUGUGAAAUCCCUUUUUGCUGUUGCUUGUAUCACUAAGCUCCCUACAUGAAGAUGUCUCCUACUACAACUGGCAGUCCUCUGCAUUACAUUAAAGGUAAAUUAUAAAAGUUUUUCGGACUAAAGAAUCCGUUAAUGUCUAUCCACAAAACAGCAGGUGCUUCUAACAGUCUGAGAAUACAUUCAGUGUCUGUACCCAAAGUAUAACUCUAGAAGUGUUCUCAAAGUGAGUUAUUAGUAAAACACCUGGUGCUGAGGUGAACCUUAGCUGUAGUUACACUUGUCAUUUUGAUUCUUUUAGAUUGAAACCCACAGAUUGUGUGAGCUCACACGCCUUAAUCGCCUUAAUCACCUGAAUGGAUUUUACUUCUGUAUCCUGUUACCGUGUUCAAUCUCCCUCCGCAGCCUGAGCCCGACUCCCGCCGCGUUAUUAGCACUAAUAUUUAUUCAAAGGGGAACAGUACAUAUUGUUAAGUAUUGCAUAAGUAUGUUAAUGAGGAGGAGUACUACUGCAUAUGUGAAAAGCAUUUUGUUGCUCCAACAGGAACUGCCUGAAAUCUGAGAAACAACUUCUAUUUUAAACAGACUUAUCUACUCAGAAUCUCAAUUCUGAGGCUGUUCUGGAAAUAGUUUUCUAAUAAAUACCCAUAUCAACUUCUGGUUAGUCCCGCCCAUUCAGAGUAAAGAUACAAAUAAUAAUAAAUAAAUAAAAUACAGAUCAUUGAAGAGAUACAGAUAAUCGUGCACUCUGCACAGAGCCGUUUUCAUGCUAAGCUAAUCUAACCGGCUGCUGCCUAUAUAGCUUAACAUUGUACAUACACACAUAUAUUGUCUCAUCUGACUGUAUUUCUUUACACAGUCUCAUUUAAACAAGUGGACCGAUAACCGGUUGGCACAAUGUGAAGGUAAAAGCUGCUUUGAAGUGACAAGUGUAAUCAUAGCGCUUCAUCCCCUCGGCAUCUCUCCUGCCGCUGUGUGAUGAUGCAUCCGUUCACUUUCACCUGUCAAGACUUAUUACAUCAUGCAAAAGCUCCUUGCAUGAAGAGAUUGUUCAAAUUCAUCCAAGGGAGAAAUGACUGAUAAUCAGUGCUUCAUCGUUCACCAUCUCAUACUGCAGUUUGAACUGACUGAGGUGAAUAAUAAGUGAAAGGAGAGCAGCCCUGCCUUUAAUACAGGUAUUCUUUAGUUUAGGAUCCAUUGCAAUGUAUUGAGGUACUGGAAAUGGAGAUCUGAAAUCAUUCUUUUUGUGUAAAACAUUACGGUAGAUACUGGCACUUAUCUGAAAUCAUCCCUCCCGUGCAACACGUCACUUUAUCUAGAAUGUAGUUUGGAGCCUUUAUGCUUUUCUAUCUUUCAGAGAGCAUGAUGUUGUGCUGGCUGUGUUUUAGGAGAAGUUAUUUAUUGACACCUACACUAUUCUGUAAGAUGUUGAAACCAUUAACUGCCUGGAACUGCUGCAAAACCGUGUGGUUCUUUGUCGUUUUAAGAGUGAACAAAAGACGAUAUUUCGCCUUGUCUAACUGCCAAAAAGAGUUAAAGCAAGUAGCAAAGCUGUCCUUCGUUUGUUUGGGUGCCUCGUGUGUGAAGAUCCCUCAUAGUUUCAACAUUGCAGCUUCAUAUUAUAGGACACGUAGGGGUUCCUCAGCUGGGGCCAGUCCAUCUUGGUUUGUCUUUAUAGUUUUAGUUUGUCAGUGUCAUCUGGAUGGAUCAACAUUGUGAACUGAAGCACGCAGCAGCAACACAGCGUGAAAGCUGUACCUGUUGUGUCAUCAUGUGUAGCAGACAGUUCGCUGCUGCUGCUUCCUGUUUCAGUUUAGGAAAGCAAAGUAUGCAAACAAAGUACAUCGCUGCACGUGUGAAAAGGUGUCUGGAUGUGUGUAAUCAUGUUGUACAUAGUUUUAAAUAAAUGGUAAAGCAAC